Messenger RNA from Asparagus officinalis (garden asparagus), 1118 nucleotides. RefSeq names its product dol-P-Man:Man(7)GlcNAc(2)-PP-Dol alpha-1,6-mannosyltransferase-like. Gene Ontology annotation, molecular function: alpha-1,6-mannosyltransferase activity. The record is from RefSeq and is a predicted model, not a curated record. Lineage: Eukaryota; Viridiplantae; Streptophyta; Magnoliopsida; Asparagales; Asparagaceae. Bases 35 to 880 code for a protein of 281 amino acids. The transcript has 11 exons. Gene Ontology annotation, biological process: protein N-linked glycosylation. Gene Ontology annotation, cellular component: endoplasmic reticulum membrane.
AUCAAUUUCUCUAUGGGAAGCUAUAAAAUGUUGCAUGGUCACUGCCCUCCUAUCCAUUGGUCUUACUGUAUUGCUGGAUACAAUUAUUUGGCAGGAACUAAUAUGGCCAGAACUGGAAGUAUUUUGGUUUAACUCGGUUUUAAACAGGAGCUCAGAAUGGGGUACACAUCCAUUCCACUGGUAUUUUACCUCAGCACUUCCCCGUUCUUUGCUUGUUGCAUAUCCCCUCAGUCUGCUUGGAAUGCUACUGGAUCGGAGGAUUUCGCAUUACAUUGUUCCAGUGUUGACAUUUGUUUUACUUUACUCAAAACUUCCCCAUAAGGAGCUUCGUUUUAUAAUUGGUUCUGUCCCCAUUUUCAAUGUGUCAGCAGCAGUCACAGCUAGCAGAAUAUAUAACAACAGAAAGAAGAAGAUGUGGAGGUUGCUUUACAUUGCCAUGCUCGGAUCUUUCUUAGUUAGUCUAGGAUGUUCCUUCAUAAUGUUUAUGGCAUCCUACAGCAAUUAUCCUGGAGCUUAUGCUUUAAAUUCUCUAAAUCAUUGUACAGGUGCCUCUAAAAGCAUGAUAGGCAAAUUGGUUCAUAUUGACUCCUAUGCAGCAAUGAAUGGAAUCUCCCGAUUCUUAGAAACUGAUAAAUUUAGAUACUCUAAAGAAGAAGGAAUUUCCUUGGAAGAAUACCGUCAAAGAAAUUUCACUUUCUUGCUCAAUGAGCAUCCCGACAUUGAUGGAUUCAAGUGCUUAUUCGCGGUAGAUGGUUUCUCAAGAGCUCGUUUUCAAAUUGGAUUUCCACCUAUCACACUGGUGGCGGAGCCCAGAGUAUUUGUCCAUGGAAAUAUGAGAGAUCAGGAUUUAGCCCUUUUAAGUUGGCCGGGUUGUCCAUGAUUGCACAUGGAAUUAUUGAAGAUGAUGAAGAAAUGGAUCAGAUUUCACUGGUUGUUAAAUUAAACUGUGAAUUCUGAGCUAGCAGUGAAUUGGGAGAAUUGUAGAGAUAAUUUAGAUUGAUAAAUUAACUGUUCAGUUUUGUAGUUUCAAUUGUACAUUUUUAUCACAAUGAUGUAGUUGAAAGCAAAGCAAAUAUCCAUGUUUUAACAGGAAUAAAGUUGUGGGAAAAGAGAGUUAA